This is a messenger RNA of Penaeus indicus, 893 nucleotides long. RefSeq lists its product as uncharacterized. Lineage: Eukaryota; Metazoa; Arthropoda; Malacostraca; Decapoda; Penaeidae. Bases 1 to 846 code for a protein of 281 amino acids. The transcript is spliced from 6 exons. The record is from RefSeq and is a predicted model, not a curated record.
AUGUACAGAUACGUGAAAUUCGCCUCCCCACACGAACACUCCCUCACUUUCUCCCUCUUAAACCUCAACGUCGUUUUAUCCGGAGUGUUGGUGCUUCUCCUUAUCGAGGUCAGCGGUCCGAUCUACGGGUGGGCGGAAUACGGCUAUGUGGAGGACUGCGGCAUGUGUGUGCUAAAUCCUCGGUCCACCCACAUCUUCACGUAUACCGUAAUUCAGACAUCUUGCUACGUCACUUUGCCUGCACUCGUCACCGUCUUCGCCUCCGCUAGGGUUCUGCGCGAACUCUCCUCUUCUGACCCGGCGCCGCUCACCAGGGGAUCGCAGGUACUGAAAUCAGUCAUGGGAGUGACUGUGUUAUGCUGUUCCAUGCUGACGUCGGUUCUGCUCAUGGUGCCAUAUCACGUGUUGCUAAUGCUGCAGGCUGCUGAUGUGCCUGUACCUACCUGGACCAAGAUAAUGUCAUACUGGCUGAAGAUUUUGGCUCUUACCUGCGUCUACCCGGUGAUCCUGCUCUCAGCUAGGCCAGGGGAGGUCUGGCCUCCCUUCAUCGCCACCUUCCACAGCCUCAAGCGAUGUCGAGUGCGAGGUUACCUGCAAGACCACGAGGGCGACCUUGACCUCUCCAGCAUCGGCGUCGGUGGAGGAGGAGUAGGAGGCGUCGGAGGAGGAGGAGGAGGUGGCGUGAUGGGCAGCGUGAGCGUGAGCGUGGGCGUGAGCGAGGGGUCUCUGCGGAAGUCGAGGAGGAUCUCAAGGGCGUCUCACGUGACCGACUCGACUGUAGUCUCAGCCUCACCCUCGCACUCGACCAAGGAGACGUGCCCGCCCUCCACCGUCAGUAGGCUGUAGGAGGCCUUGUAGAAGAGGAAGAGGAGGAGGAGGAGAGAGAGAGAGAG